Messenger RNA from Striga asiatica, 549 nucleotides. The record is from the annotation of a GenBank genome assembly. NCBI's taxonomy places the organism in Eukaryota, Viridiplantae, Streptophyta, Magnoliopsida, Lamiales, Orobanchaceae.
AUGGUCUACAAGAAGAAGUACAUCUUCACCAUACACGAUGAUUGCUUCAUAAGUCAGUUUGUUUGUUUCGUUUGUAUGGUUGUUAUUUGUUUUUUCGAAUUUUAUGAAUCAAAAAAAGAAAAAAAUUUGGUUGCCAAGGACUCGUACGUGAAACAUCAAUGCCCUCGAACAACACAUCAAGAACCUGCUAUGCCCGUCGACCCUGCUUUUCUUCAACACGCUAUACGACCCUUUUCGGGAGGGUGCCGAUUUCAUGUGCAGCUACCCUUUCAGCCUCCGGGAGGGCGUGCCUACGACCUCAUAGGGCCAGCUAUGUAUUUCGGGCUUAUGGGCGACGGGCGACCGAUCGGGCGUUACGAUGAUAUACGCGAUCAUCUAAGGAUCGGUGUGAACACGGGACUGCCGUACAUCUGGCAUAGUAAGGCAAGCAACCGGUUUGUGAACAUGAGCAAAGAGUACAACGGCAUAUUCUGGCAGGAGGAGAUAAUCCCCUUCUUCCAGGCUGUCGUUCUCUCCAACAGGAGCAAACUUUUGGUUUUUUUUACCUAA